Triticum urartu is the source of this 555-nucleotide messenger RNA. The record is from RefSeq and is a predicted model, not a curated record. NCBI's taxonomy places the organism in Eukaryota, Viridiplantae, Streptophyta, Magnoliopsida, Poales, Poaceae.
AUAUGGAGCUGGGAGCGUUUGCCGGUUGGACGUCCGAAGAAGGUGAAGUACGAUGAUUGGGACGACAAAGGCGACCUACUACGGCUACCCACUUGGGCUUACAAGUGGGAUGUGAUAAAUGAGACGACAGAUGAUCCCUCGGUCAUGUACAAGUUGUACCAGAGUGAGCUUGACGCGAUCACGCCUGAGCAGGUGAUAUGGGAGCCGUAUGGAACAGGAGAUAGUUUUGGUAACCCUUUAGAGUUCAGGCUGAAUCCGAUGUGCACUAGGGAUAGGGAUCUCUGGCGUAUGCGGUGCCCACUCAUAUGCAACUGGGCGGUUGAGCUUCACCUCCCACAUCGAGUGCGCCGUCAGUUUGGUUUGUUCCAGGCACAUCCGCCGGAGUGGGAGGACACGGACAAGUUGCUACACGCGUUGGAUAGGAAAAGGCAGCGGAAGAUUAAGGAUUGGGCCAAGCAUCACAGAAAGUAUGUCGUACAGUUUGCGCUUAGUGUGGAGCAAGCUAGGGCUGGAAAAGGAUACCCGUGUGGAGGUAUGCAAGCCGGCGUAUGCUGA